AUGGAAAGUCAAUUCAAAGAACUUACUCAAAACUUAACCCAAUUAGAAUCGAAACUCACUAAUACCCUCAAUGAUUAUCGCAAUGAAGUUAAUAAAAAGGAAGUCCAAGACAAUAUUAAACUUUCGAACACCAACUUAGAAAAUUUACGCCAAGAAAAAGAGGAAAUUGAAAAUGAAUUCAUUAUUUAUAAAUCUCAAAUUAACCAACAAACCGCGGAAACUCAGCAAGCUUUUGAAGAUACCCAAGCCGAAUAUGAACGCCGAACCAAAAUAAUUGAAACUCAAAUCGAAGAUAAUCAAGAAAUUAUUGAGGAAUUUAACGAACAACUAACUAAUGUCCGAAGGGAGCAAGAUUUCCAAAAAAAACAGCAAGAAGAGAUAAUUGAACAAUUACAAGAGACCAAUGAUAUUUUAUUUACUCAACAACGCAAAUUAGCCUUAGUCUCUUCGCAAAUGGAAGAUAUUCAGGAAGAAGUUCAUUUGCGAAUGGAUAAACUUUCUAAGGAAGUCAAUCGCAAAACCGAAGAAACUUUAACCAUUGCUAAGGAUGCCACCAAUAAAGUUGACCGGUUAACCAAAGAUGUUCAGCAAAUGCGGGAUGACUUGGAAAACAUCGAAGAGCAAGUUCAAAAGAAUAAAGAAGAAACCGAAAAAAUUAAACAGCAAGCCCGGCAAACUAAUGAAAGAUUAGAUAACUUUUUCAAAACCCAAGCCCUCAGCGAUUUCUCUCCGGAACAGGCUAAUUUCGAUAAAAUUCAAAAAUCCUUAGAACUUAAAGCCGAAGAAGCUAAGUUAAUCGCCACUCUUAAUCUUUUAAAAGAGACCAAAAACUUAGUCCAUUUAUCGAACAAUCGAGAAUGGUUAGUCGGUAUUCAAAAAGGCACUGAAACCGAACUAAAAGAACAUGAAAACUCUCAAUUAUUAAGUAAUGAAGAUGAGAAAAAAGAAAGCCGACAAGAACAACUUAAAGCCGAAGAAAAAGAGGGAGAAGAAGUCCCUGCUUCUGAACAAGCCCAGCAAGUUUUAGAAGAAGUUAAUAAAGUUCAAACCGAAAUCUUAAAAAAAUUACAAGCCAUUCAGGAAGAAAUUAAAACUAAUCUUCAAGAGGCAGAAUCGGCUCCACCGCCUUCGGCUCCGGCACCCAAACCCUCCGCUACUACUGCCCUCCAAGUAAUCCAAGCCGAAAGCAAAAUUAAGAUUAAGAAAAAAGCCUUAGAACGGCAAAAACAGGAAGAACAAAAAACCAAAAAUAAAUUAAAGCAUGCCGAGCAUAAGGUUCAGCAAAAUCCUACUCCCGCUAAUAAAAAAGCCGAACAAUUAGCUCGGCAAUCAGUUCAAACCGAAGAAAAAGAAACUAAAAAAGUUGAAAAAGAACUGACCCAAGCCCAAGAGGAAUUAUCCAGUUUAAAAAAUAAGCAAGAAUUUGAAGAAUUAUUAGAAAAUAAAGAAAAGGAAAUAGAAGAAAGAGAAGCUGUCGAAACCAAGGAAGAAGAUUUAGAAAAAAAAUUGGAAGAACUAGUUCAACAAUUAAAGGAAAUGGAGCAGUCAGCUGCCGCCAGUCAAAAAACCAUGACCAUGUUUAUGCUGUUCCUGAUUGUCUUCCUCUUAGAAUAUGUAGUUUAUAAAAGAAAUGGUUUGCCGGGAUUGGUAGUUUUAAAUGUUAUUCUCGAUAAGAAAAAGCGAGCCGAAAGAGAGGUUUUUUUAUUGAAACAACAAAAGGAAUUAUUAAAAGAAGUUGAUUUUAGCGAAGCCGACCAAGCAAAAAUAACAGAAAGCAUGAACCGAAUAACUAAGGAACAGACUACCGAAAUAUUUGGUUAUACUAACCCUUUUAAUAGCAAUAUUUCUACUUCGCAAAAAGCCGAGUGUUUUGGUCAUUUAGUUCAACAGCAAAUAUUAGAAAAAGAGCAAAUUGCUAAAAAAGAAGCCGAAAUGACCCACCAAGCCGAAACUCUCCAAAAAGCAGCCGAGAUGGAACAACAAUUAAAAGAACGAGAUUUUCAGAAUAAAACUCCAAAAUUUUUAAAAAGUUGGGGGAGACAAAGACUUUAUGAAGCCUAUCCCGAACUUGAAAAUCAUCCGGUUAAUUUAGUCCUAUUAGAAGAAUUUAAAAAAGUGGAUGAAUUAGUUAAAAAGCCUAUUGAAAGCCAAAAUCUCAACCAUAGAUUAGAUAAAUUACCAAUUCCGAGCGAAACAGAACAAACCCUUUUGUCUCACUUAAAUCUAAGUUUAGACCAAUAUAUCGCUAUUUCUUUAAAAACUCCUUAUUUAAGCCCUGCUGAACAAGAAUUAAUAACUGAUAACUAUCUAACCUUUGAUAUUCAGCAGAAAUUACAGUUAUUAAGUAGCGGAUUAAAUAAUUUAGGUAUUGACACCUUGGGGAAAAAAGAAAAAUUAGUGGAAUUGAUGAUUAAUUUGAGAGAUGAAAAACAACUCUUUGGCUUAUCUAUUAAAGAAAAGGAAAAUAUUCUCCGUUUUCUCAGCACUACCCUCAAUCUCAAAAUUACUACCGAACAAAAAGAACAUUUAUUAGAUUUCGGUUUAAAUAAAUUGGAAUUAACCGAAGAACAGCAAGCAACAUUAACAGAGAUGCAUCCGGAAAGACUUGGUUUAACCGAAGAACAAGACCGAGCCAUUGCCAAGAAUAACAAUUACCAGAACUUUAAAAUUUUUUCUUUAACCGGUCAGCAAAAGAAUACUCUUAAUUCCCUAGCCCCUCUAAUUAGAGAAGAUAAAUAUUCCGAAGCCAGUUUGCAAUUGGUUAAAUCACUCCAUUUGAAACCUACUAGUCAAACUUUCUUAAUCCAAACCCAAAUAAUUCCUGACCUUCACACUGCUUUUGGGGAAAAUAAAAGUAGUUAUUUACCUUUAAAACAAAAUGGUAAUAAAGAGUUAGCCGAAGAGUUCGAAAAAUAUUUAACUAGUUUAAAAGAAGCCGCCCGUCAGCAAAAGAAAUUAGAAAGGGAAGCAGCCAAGAAAAAGUUGGAAGAAACUGAACGAAAAAGAAGAGAAAAAGCCUUAACUGAUAAGGAUAGAAAAUUAAAAGAAGAUGAAGAGCGGAAGAAAAAGGAGCGGGAGUUAGCCGAAUUAGAAGAAAAAAAACGACGAGAAGCCGAAACUGCCCGAGCCAAAGCCUUACAAGCCGAACAAGAAACCUUAUUUAAGAAAAAAAUGGCUAAUAUUGAAGAGACUAAAAAAAGAACCGAGGAAGCUUUGGCUAAUCAGAUAAAGCAGAAUGAAAUAGAAGAAAAGAAAAAGCGGGAUGAAAUUGAGAAAAUGGAAAAAGAGAACCAAGCCGAGCAAACUAGAUUAACUAAUCAAGCUAAAUUAAUCGAAGAAGAAAAAAUAAGAAAACUAGCCUCUAUCGCUUUGGAAGAAACAGAAGAAAGACAGAGAAUUGAAAAACUGGCUAACGAUGAAAAAGCUCGAAUUGAACAAGAAGCCGCAGAUGCUAGAUUAAAAAAUAAAAAAGAAUUAGAAGAAAAAGAAAGAAAAUUGCUUGAAGAAAGGAAAAAAAGAGAAAACGAAAUUAAAAAUAUGAAAGAGGCGGCAAGAAUAUCCGAAGAACAUGCUAAUAAUAUGCAAUCCAUAUUCGAGCAAGAAACUAAAACUCGAGAAGAAUUGGAAAAAAAACGCCGAAAAGAACUAGAAAUCAGUAUGAAAUCUAGUGAUGCUGAACGAAAAAGCAGAAACAAACGGGAAGCAAAUGCCGAAAGAGCACUUACCAGCAUUUAUUAUUAUCCGAUGCUGAAAGAAGAAUGA
This is a messenger RNA of Funneliformis geosporum, 3762 nucleotides long. The record is from the annotation of a GenBank genome assembly. Lineage: Eukaryota; Fungi; Glomeromycota; Glomeromycetes; Glomerales; Glomeraceae.